Molecule: messenger RNA, 1041 nt
Organism: [Candida] anglica
Lineage: Eukaryota; Fungi; Ascomycota; Pichiomycetes; Serinales; Debaryomycetaceae
Source: the annotation of a GenBank genome assembly
AUGAGUGAGCCAAUUUUGGUUGUUCAUAUUGGUGCUGGAAAUCAAUCAUUAGCUCGUAAAAAUAAGUACAUAGGUCUUAUAAAGAAAUCAUUGAGUACGCAACAAAUCCUUAAUGCUAGUCAAGUGUUGGAAAGAUCAUCUUUGACCAAUACUGGAUAUGGAUCAGCAUUGAAUUUGGAAGGUGAAGUUGAAUGUGAUUCCAGUUAUGUUAUAGCAUGUCGUGGACUGAACCAAGUAGAAAUGGGGGCAUUCUACAAUGUGCGGCAUGAGUAUCCAAUUUCAGAAACCAUUGAUGUAUGGCAUAGAUUAAACCAAUUAUAUCAACCAGGCGGUAAAUUGGGUAAUGUAGGACUUUCUCGACCUGUGUUAGUUAAUUAUGAUCUGGUUAAACACCUUGUUUCCAGUCGUGCGGACAUUGAGAGCGGUAGUAGAGAUCUGUUGGUAUCCCCUAAAAACAUGGAGAUUUAUAGAGCUUACAAGGAUAAAGGUCUUGUAGAUUACAAUCAAGAUGUAACAGAUACAAUUGGACUAAUUGAGAUCAAGUCUGAGAAAACAAGUAUUAUGACUUCUUCUGGUGGGAAUUUCUUCAAAUUACCUGGUAGAAUAGGAUGUGCAGGGGUAAUUGGAGCAGCCAUUUCCCAUAGAGUUCAAGAUAACCAUAUUGCAAUCUCUUGUAUGUGUAGUGGAAAUGGAGAAGAUAUUAUAAUGAUGAGUCUUGCACGAAGUAUAGCUGACGGCUUGAUACAAUUGAACGAAAAUGGGUACGAUUAUGCUGAAACAAUGGUUCAAAUCAUUACACAAGAAAGUUCUAAGAUAUCAUUAACAAGUGUAAACAACUCAAAUGAAAAGAUUGUUUAUGUUGGUGCUAUCUGUGUAAUUGAUGAUUUACAAACGAAUAAAAAGGUUUUGGUUUAUUGCCAUAGUACUGAAAGCUUCUUCUUUGGAUUCCAAAAGGGUAAUAAUGAACCUGAAGUUAUUUUAAGCACUCUUGGAACUUCCCCAAAACUAGGAACUUAUUGUAGAGGAGAGUUUAGAAUAUAA